Acanthoscelides obtectus is the source of this 1980-nucleotide messenger RNA. Lineage: Eukaryota; Metazoa; Arthropoda; Insecta; Coleoptera; Chrysomelidae. The record is from the annotation of a GenBank genome assembly.
ACAAUCGAUCACCGCUUAAUAUAGUCGAUUAGUAUCUAUCUAUCUUGAAGCCAGGUUGAUUCUACUUAAGUCGUUUCCUGGAGGUUUCCGUUUUCAGAAAAAAAAAUAUUAUUAACCAUCAUUGAGUCUAUUUAUCGUUAAAAAAUUUUCAAUGAAGGUGACACUUCUUUACUUCUUAGCGCCUAAAGAAAAAAAACCCAGAUACACUUUACAAGCAAAGCAAUAUGGAUUUGACAAAGCAACACUUAUUUUUGCAAAAACAAGUGGCGGACUGUUACAGAUGAACUUUUUCUGUACCAUUAUUUAACAUUUUUUCGUCACGUUCUGUAAAUAUUCGGUUUUUUUUGUCAACCUAGGUUCUUCCUGGAAAGUCGCCGGAAUAUUUGACGGCGAUAUACGCUGGAUGCUGUUUAGCAGCGUUUCUGAUAGGCAUGAUCUGGUUGGAUAGCAUUCGGCUUGCAGAUUAUCAGGAUGAUAGUGGCAUAGAAGCUCUAGCAACAUUGAAGGCAAUAAGAGAGCAUUUCAGAGAUUCAAGACUGCAGAUGGCCGCACCUUUAGCUGUUUUUAUAGGAAUUGAACAGGCGUUUAUGUACGCCGAUUUUAGUAAGUCAUAUGUAAUGUGUACCCUGGGCAUCCAUCGUUUAAACUACGUGUUCUUGGCCAUGGGCCUCCUUCAAUCAGUAGCUGCAUGUACUCUUAGCAUGUUGUUAAGGACAAUCAGAAGAUAUUACGUAGUUGCUGUAGGAUUUAUAUUCCAUGGGUGUCUUCUAAUGGUUUUGUUUUUAUGGAAACCCAUAGACGAUGACCCCGCACUGUUCUACGUUAUUUCUGCAUCGUGGGGUGUUUGCAAUGCCAUUUGGGAGAUGUUAAUGUUUUCUCUCCUGACAAACCAGUACUCAGACAACUGGGAAUCAGCCUUCGCCAUAACAACCUUCUUCAGAUUCCUGGGUUCCUCGAUCUCCUUCCUGUUCCACGGCUUCGUGUGCAACUCCUUGAAGUUGUACACUCUCGGUAUGUUUCUGCUGGUAGCUGUGGUCUCGUUUGGGUGGCUGGAGGUCAAGUUAGAGAACAAUAAAAAGAUCAAAAACAUUAGCAGAUUAUGACCGAGGUUCGAAUUCUGGUGACGCAAGUGCACAUAUCAUGAUCGAUGGAAGAAGUACUAGGUGGACGGAAUAAAAAUGUUCAAGGAUUUAAGCCAAAGUUAUGUAUGCCUAAUGAUGGUUGGAUGUUAGACUGUAAAAAAUAGUCAGGGUUGUAGAGUCCUGGGGCAACGACCGUCUUCCUAUCAUGUUGUCUAAACCGCUAGAACCGAAUUCGCCAGCAAGAUUUGUAGGUUACAAGGCUGCUUGAAUGAAAUUGAGCCUCAACCUCUUGCCAAAAAUUAUUUCAUUUUAGAGCAUUCGAAUCACUGUAAUUUGUCUUAUUUUUCUAAAUAGUCACUCCUGUCCUACAAUUUUGGCAAUCAAAAACUUGAAGAUGGUUUGGUUUUCAUAAGGCUCCGCGGGUGCCACCUAUGCCAAACAAGAAAAAAAUAGAUGGCGUCGCAGAUCCCAAGUAGUAUACCGAAUAGUGAAAAAUUGAAAUCGGGAUUGGAUCAAAAUUCUUACCGAUCAUUCGUAGACUACUGGUUAAUCCCCCAAUGUCUACAAUCCCUGACUGGCAGUUAAGUGAUAAUGAAUGGUUCAGGUAAAUGAUGAAACAAUAAGAUAAACCCUUCGGGUAGCAACUUGAGUGCAGAAAUAUAAUGUUUAAUCUUCUUACUUGAUAUAUACGUAAUCGUAAUCAACAAUCUGUCAAUUGUCUUUUCGGCAAAUGACACAACUCUCUGUAACCCUGAAAAUAAGCCAAAGAUGUAUUCACAAGUACUUGUAAAAAUUCCUUACUGUGAUGUUUGUAUAUAUUUAAGAAAAACAGUUAUAGCAAUUUAAAAAUGUAGCUAUAAUUUAUUUGUUUACUCGAAUUUAAUAAAUUCUGUCUACG